AUGUUUAGUCGACACGCAUUGGAUAAUCCAGCUUUGAUUUUUGAUUGUGGCUCUGGGUUCUGCAAAGUAGGCCUGUCAGGAGAGAUCGGACCCUGUCGUGUCAUCGACUCUGUUGUGGGGUAUCCUAAACUUAACAUGUCUUCUUUAAGAAUCAAUCAGAAGAGGUUUUUCAUAGGAGAACAAGCCCGGCGCAAGUAUGAUAGGCUUUUUUUGCAUUAUCCCAUUGAACGUGGUCAGGUAGCAAGGUGGGAUGAUGCGGAGAACCUCUGGAAUCAUGUGUUUGAAUGGGAGUUAGGCGUAAAAUCCAGCGAACAUCCUGUACUAAUGACUGAGCCCUCCUUAAAUCCAAGAGGUACUCGCCAGAAGAUUGCGGAAAUCAUGUUUGAAAAAUUUUCUGUGCCAGCAUUGUACCUGCUGAACCAUGCGGUGGGUGCUCUCUAUGCUUCUGCCUGUGUCACAGGCCUGGUGAUAGACAUUGGAGAUGGAAUUACUAGCUCGGUUCCUGUCUAUGAGGGCUACUACCUGCCUCAUGCUGUCAACCGGCUCUGUGUGGCAGGGAGGGAUAUCACCGAACAUCUCACCCACCUUCUGGUAACUAGAGACUGUAACUUCCCGUGCAUACUCAAUAAGGCCAUUACAGAUGAUUUGAAAGAGAAAACAUGCUUUGUCCCUUUGGAGCCAGAAAAAGAAAUUUGCAAGAAACAGCAGGAACGGAUCCUGAAACAAUACAGACUUCCUGAUGGGAAUGUCAUCCACAUGGGAGAAAAACUGUGCAAAUUGCCUGAGAUACUUUUCUCACCUAACCUCAUUGGUGACACCAAUCCAGGGCUCUCCCAAAUGCUCUACAACAGCAUCGCAAAAUGCCAAACUGACAUCCAGAAGAACCUCUUUGGAGAGAUUAAGCUUUCUGGAGGCAGCACUUUAUUCCCUGGACUUACAGAAAGGCUCAUGAAGGAUAUACAGCAGCUGUCUCCCCUGGGAACCCUCAUUAAGAUAACAGCUACUCCUGAUAGAAGUUUCUCUACGUGGAUUGGUGCAUCAGUUGUGACCUCUAUGAAUGCCUUUAAGAAGAUGUGGGUUACUUCCUUGGAGUUCAAGGAGUUUGGUGAAUCUGUUAUCCAAAGAAAAUGCUUUUAA
Messenger RNA from Perognathus longimembris pacificus (Pacific pocket mouse), 1137 nucleotides. RefSeq names its product actin-related protein T1-like. Gene Ontology annotation, biological process: regulation of DNA-templated transcription. The record is from RefSeq and is a predicted model, not a curated record. The transcript has a single exon. The coding region runs from base 1 to 1137 and encodes 378 amino acids. Gene Ontology annotation, cellular component: nucleus. Gene Ontology annotation, molecular function: chromatin binding. NCBI's taxonomy places the organism in Eukaryota, Metazoa, Chordata, Mammalia, Rodentia, Heteromyidae.